Molecule: messenger RNA, 1755 nt
Organism: Drosophila serrata
Lineage: Eukaryota; Metazoa; Arthropoda; Insecta; Diptera; Drosophilidae
Product: fatty acyl-CoA reductase wat
Biological process (GO): long-chain fatty-acyl-CoA metabolic process
Cellular component (GO): peroxisome
Molecular function (GO): alcohol-forming very long-chain fatty acyl-CoA reductase (NADP+) activity
Source: RefSeq, a predicted model, not a curated record
AUGUAUUGGUCAGGUGAUGUAUUUGGGGUCGAAGGCACUACCAGUCGCAAGUCGAUUUUAGAACAAUCAACAAUGGAAUGCGGUAUUCAGGAUUUCUACAAAGACAAAGUCGUGUUUCUAACAGGCGCAACCGGAUUUUUGGGAAAAGUGAUAAUUGAAAAGCUUUUACGAGCUACGGAUGUGAAACGCAUAUACGCCAUGGCCAGGCCCAAACGAAAUCUGGAUAUUCAGGCACGAUUUCAGGCUUGGCAAGAGGAUCCACUCUUCGAAGUCCUGCUGAAGUCAAAACCCCUGGCUCUUCAGCGGGUAUCUACCAUCGCUGGGGAUUGCAUCGAGCACGAUUUGGGGAUUAGCAUUAAGGAUCGCCAGCUGUUGGCUUCCGAGGUUCAGAUCUUCAUCCACGGAGCUGCCACGGUGAGGUUCAAUGAGCCACUUUCCGUAGCUCUCAGCAUCAACACUCGAGCCACUAAGCUGAUGCUCCAACUGGCUAAGGAAAUGAAACACCUUGAGGCCUUCCUCCACAUCUCCUCGGCGUUCUCCAACUGCCCCGUCUUCCAUAUCGAAGAGAGGUUCUAUCCCGAACUUUUAAGCCUCGAUUCCGAGAAAAUUUUGGCCAUGAGUGAGAUGGUGGGACCCAAAAUAAUAGACAAUAUGUCCUCUGUACUGGUUGGAACUUUCCCCAAUACCUACACGUACACGAAGGCCCUGGCUGAGGACGUGAUCCUCAGAGAAGCCGGUGACCUUCCGCUGAGCGUGAUUCGACCGGCAAUUAUUGUUGCCAGUUACAAAGAACCUGUUUGCGGAUGGAUUGAUAAUCUCUACGGCCCGAUUACCCUUAUAUAUGGAGUAGCCCAUGGAGUUGUACGUUUGUUCAUCUGUAACAAGAAGGCUUCCUGCAGUGUCGUUCCAGUGGAUUACUGCGCCAAUAUGGCCUUGGCCAGCAUCUGGAAAACGGCAAAAAAGGACACUGUUAGGAAGUUAAAGGACAAUCCGCCCAUUUACACACUAGCGCCGAGUAAGACAAACUUGCUUUCAAAUCCGGACUUCGAAAUGUAUACAUUGAGCCAUCGGCAGGACUUUCCGAUUAAUAAUAUGAUCUGGUAUCCGUUUAUCCACACCGUCCCAAAACCUUGGCUGUAUCCUAUAGCCGCCUUCUUUUAUCACACAAUACCCGGAUAUAUUUUCGAUUUGAUUCUGCGUUUGGCGGGAAAGAAACCCCGAUUGGUUAAUAUCUAUAGAAAGAUACACAUUAAUUUUGCCACUAUUCAGCACUUUUUGCUUCACAAUUGGGAAUUCGAAACAAACAGCGUUGAUAAAUUAAGAUCCUUAAUGUCCAUUGAAGAACGACAAAUGUACAAUUUUGACAUGAAGGCUCUGGACUGGAAGGAAUAUUGGAAAACUGCCCUGUUUGGCAUGCGACUUUAUUUGGGAAAAGAGGCUCCAACUAAGGAAUCCCUUGAGGCUGGACGACGACUGCUAAAGCGGUUGAAGUUAUUACACUAUGGAUUCGUGACCGUGCUCCUGUUCGUGGCUGGGUUCCUACUCUGGUCACUGCUAAAAUUCAUCAUUGGAUAUUAUUAGUUUUAGAAUUCAGAAGGCUAUUUUUGAGCGUUAUUUAUCAAAGGUAUAGGAAUAUAUGGAAUAAGUUAAAAUUUCUAAUUUAUUUUUGUUUUUGUUUAUCGUGGUCUGGUAACUGGGUCUGUGUUAAUUAUAUGAUGUAAUUUGACCUGAAAUAAAAUAUGCCAAAUAAUCGAA